UCUUGAUUAACUGUGAUGAUUGAGAGAUAUUGAAGGAGAUGUCAUCAGAGUCGAGACUUCGAUCAAUUCUACUUCUGCUCUGCUCGGUUCAUACGAUAUCAGAACAUUCAGGCUCGAGUCCAGAUCCCCCACUUGCACCGGCAUUGUAUGUCUUUGGGGACUCACUGUUCGACAGCGGGAACAACAAUUUCUUGCCCACCAUAGCCGCUAAUUACUUGCCCUAUGGCAAUAACUUCCCCAAGGGUUCCACCGGCAGGUUCACCAAUGGCCGAACUGUCGUAGAUUUUAUUGCUGAAUUUCUUCGUCUUCCAUACCCUCCACCAUACAUGAGCCCGAGCAGACCAGAUGUGAUCACGGGCCUGAAUUUUGCAUCGGGAUCUUGCGGCAUUCUUCCGGAAACGGGAAGUCCUUAUGGCAUAUGCUUGAAAUUGGAGGACCAGGUGAAUCUGUUCGAGAGGACGGCUGUUAACGACUUACCAGAGCACUUCAACGGCUCGAAUGAUAUCUCUGAUUACUUGUCCAAGUCAAUCUUUGCUCUCACUGUAGGCAGUAACGACUACAUCAACAAUUACCUCGAGCCUAAUCUAUUUGAUACGAGCCGGAGCUACCCUCCCAAUGCUUUCUCCCAGAUCCUUAUAGGAAAUCUCUCCGACCAUCUGAGAAGAUUAUUUGAUCUGGGAGCGAGGAAGUUUGUGGUUUUUGAGAUUGGGCCCAUUGGGUGCAUCCCAUCAAUCACGAGGAAGUCAAACCAUAGCGGGUUAUGCGUCGAUGAAUCAAACAGGCUUGUUUCAAUUUUCAAUGGCGACCUUCGAGAAAUGCUUCGGAACAUGACAGUCUAUCUCAGGGGCUCAGCCUUUGUUCUUGGAGAAGCAAAUUGGCUUGGAUAUGAUGCAAUAAUACACCCUCCUAAAUACGGUCUUACGGAUUCAACAAAUCCCUGUUGCAAGGCUUGGGGAAACGGUACUUCAGGGUGCAUCCCAUUCCUAAGUUCAUGUCGCAAUCCGAACGAGCACUUCUUCUGGGAUGGAUACCAUCAGACUGAAACGUUCUACUCGAUCAUAGCUACCCGGUGUUUCAAUGGGACAUCUGUUUGUACUCCACUCAAUAUAAAGGAGCUUGUGCAAAUAUGAUCAAAAAGACAAUAUAUAUAUAUAUAUAUAAUGAUAUGAUUUUUUUUUCAAUUAUAAAGUAGAC
Molecule: messenger RNA, 1194 nt
Organism: Punica granatum (pomegranate)
Lineage: Eukaryota; Viridiplantae; Streptophyta; Magnoliopsida; Myrtales; Lythraceae
Source: RefSeq, a predicted model, not a curated record